UUGUUAAAAUCGCGCAUCCAUUUCUUUCUCCCUUCUUCCUCCUCCAACAACACACAAUUUUUUCUUUUCUUUUCUUUAUUUAUAUAUCUUCCCUCUUCAUUGUUUACCCGCGCGCACACAUACACAUACACAUACACAUACACACAAAUAUAUAAAUAAACAUACAUAUAUAGAUGCAAAAUAUAGAUAUAAGCAAUAGAUAUAAUAGGGGGGGAAUGGAAAAGAAGAUGAACGGCGGCGUAGCAGAAGAAAAAAAGAGGGUGGCGAGGGGUGGAAUAAUAAAUGGGCCCACAAAUCCAAUGGUGACGCCGUUACUAACGGAUCUUUAUCAGUUCACCAUGGCUUAUGCUUAUUGGAAAGCCGGCAAACAUAAUGACCCUGCUGUGUUUGACUUGUAUUUUAGAAGGAAUCCCUUUGGCGGUGAAUAUACAGUUUUUGCAGGUCUUGAAGAGUGCAUAAGAUUCAUUGCUAAUUUUAAAUUAUCGGAGGAUGAGAUUGCUUUUGUUCGAGAAUGUCUAUCUCCCACAUGUGAGGAUGGCUUCUUUGAUUACCUUAGAGGAAUCGAUUGUUCUGAUGUUGAGGUAUAUGCUAUUGCCGAGGGAUCUGUCGUAUUUCCUAAAGUCCCCUUGAUGAGGAUUGAAGGCCCUGUGGCUGUGGUUCAAUUAUUGGAAACUCCUUUUGUAAAUCUUAUAAAUUUUGCUUCUUUAGUUACUACAAAUGCUGCAAGGCACCGUUUUGUUGCUGGGAAAUCCAAACUUCUUCUUGAGUUUGGGCUACGGCGUGCACAGGGCCCAGAUGGUGGUGUAGGGGCAUCAAGGUAUUGCUACAUGGGAGGAUUUGAUGCAACAAGCAAUUGUGCAGCUGGAAAAUUAUUUGGAAUACCGCUUCGUGGGACCCAUUCUCAUGCUUUUGUCAGCUCAUUCACGGGACCUGAUGAGAUAACAGAGAAGUCUCUCCAUAGUCAUGAUAAGUCUACAGUAUGCAAGGAUUUCGUUGGCCUUACACAGACGUGGUUGGGCAAACUCAAGCGGUUAAGUUCAUCAGAAGGUGUAUUUGGCGAAACUAAUCAAAGUGAGCUAGCAGCUUUUGUUUCAUAUGCCUUGGCAUUUCCUGACAACUUUCUGGCUCUUGUGGACACAUAUGAUGUGAUGAGGAGUGGUGUUCCUAAUUUUUGUGCUGUUGCUCUAGCACUAAAUGAUUUAGGGUAUGAAGCAAAGGGAAUUAGAUUAGACUCGGGCGACCUUGCUUAUUUGUCAUGCGAGACCAGGAAGUUCUUUCAAACCAUAGAAAAGGAAUUUCAAGUUCCUGGUUUUGGAAAGACUGGUAUUACUGCUAGUAAUGACCUCAAUGAGGAAACAUUAGAUGCUUUAAACAAACAGGGCCACGAGGUUGACUCUUUCGGCAUCGGAACCAAUUUGGUCACAUGCUUUGCUCAACCUGCUCUAGGCUGUGUGUUCAAGCUUGUUGAGAUUAAUAAUCAGCCGCGUAUAAAGCUGUCAGAAGAUGUCUCAAAGGUCUCUAUUCCUUGUAAAAAGCGAUCUUUCAGAUUGUAUGGCAAGGAAGGUUAUGCCCUUGUAGAUAUAAUGUCAGGGGAAAAUGAACCAGCGCCAAAGGAAGGCCAAAGGAUUUUAUGCCGGCACCCAUUUAAUGAAUCCAAGAGGGCUUAUGUGGUGCCACAGCGUGUUGAGGAUCUUAUGAAAUGUUAUUGGCCUGGAAGUGUAGAUAAAGCAAGGGAAGAAUUGCCAACGCUUGAGCAGAUCAGAGAACAUUGUAUGAGGCAACUGGAGCAAAUGCGGACUGAUCACAUGAGAAGAUUGAAUCCAACCCCUUACAAGGUUAGUGUUAGUGCGAAGUUGUAUGAAUUCAUUCAUUUUCUAUGGCUCAACGAAGCACCCGUUGGAGAGCUGCAGUAAGGAUGUAAAUGCUAUGCAGACAGAUAAACAAACCAUCAUAUAGUCAUUCAUGAUAUCUUUCUUUGGAUACAUAAUAAUUUCGAUUUUUUGUUUUGAGGUUUUUUGAGCCUCUGAUGUUCCAACUUGCUUAUAACAUACAAAAAAUAAAAGUUUCCAUUGAUGAACUUUAUAUAUUCAA
Molecule: messenger RNA, 2091 nt
Organism: Erigeron canadensis
Lineage: Eukaryota; Viridiplantae; Streptophyta; Magnoliopsida; Asterales; Asteraceae
Product: nicotinate phosphoribosyltransferase 2-like
Exons: 15
Coding region: 174-1913 (579 amino acids)
Biological process (GO): NAD+ biosynthetic process
Molecular function (GO): nicotinate phosphoribosyltransferase activity
Source: RefSeq, a predicted model, not a curated record